AGAGGAGGAACGCUGUGCAGUACACGGUGUGGAGGCUGAGGGAGGGAUUCCAGGAGAGGAAGGAUAGAGAGGAGGAUAGACUCAAAGAGACGAGUGCAGAGGGUGCAAAAGCAGAGCAGCCUGAGGUGAUCUGGAAAAAACGAGAGGAAGAGGAGGAGAAAGAUAAGGAUAGAGCUCGGCUUGGCGACAGAGGUCCCAAAAUCAUCUGGAAGAGGAGGGAAAGGUAGUGACGGGAAAAGAUGGGUAUGUGUCAGCGCUAAGCGUUCGUAGAUGUGACAGGAAGUGAGGUGGUAGAUUUAUAGACUUGCAGUAUAAGUAAACCUGCAUGUACUCGGAUUUCCUGUAAUCGAGGUGCUGAAUAGCACAUAUCAGGGGUCGUCAAACUUUUUAGCCCCUCUAUUGUUUAAUUUAAGCCUGGCCUAUAAUAACGUGUAUAGUUUCACAUUAAUAUACCUUGUUUAUUGAAACCCAUAAAAAUCAUCACUAUUAAGGUGUGACUUACUUGUAUAGUACUUUAUAUAUUUACUUAAUACAUUUUAAUGUUAAAAGAAAAAUGAAACAUUUAACUGCACUUUAGCUGAAUAUUGUAUGCAUAUUUGCAUUUUUAUUUUCACUAAAAUAGGAUUGUUUCAAAUCACUCUGUAGUUAGCGGACAUCCGCUUAGUGACUGUAGUCAACGACUAUAGUCGGACUGGCUAUAGAAGAUCCCUGGUGUACAUCUUUUUAACACAUGGACUAAAUUAAGUCUCUAAACCAAACGAAGAGGAUUAUGUUGAUUGUUGCCGGUCUAAUCGUCAGUGAGCAAAGCAGUUUGAAUCAUCAUUAAAUGAUCCACAUUCGCUGGAUCAGUACUUUAGCAUUUUCCAUCCAUCUCUUCCCGCUCUCUUCCUCUCACUCUAUCGAUCCGUCUGUCUGACGGAAGCCUCCUCUCUCAAAGUCUCAGCUGCAGCUAAUAGGCUUUUUAUGGGACUCUGUCAGACAAGAGCUUGUAAAGUGGAUCCCAGUGUAUGCAAAGACAAUGAACACACACAUAAACACAAUUGCAUGCAUAUAAAACACAUCUUUUGAGAUGGAUAGUAUUUACGACACUUUUAUAAAUAUACCAAUAACUUCAUGACAAUCAUACUAUAUUUAGUGAUUCAUAAUGUCCUAAGAAGCUCUAUGCAGACUUGAGAUCUGAUGCAAAACCUUCUACAUGCUGUGUAUGACGACAGCAGAAAACUUUACUUUUUCGCGCCAUUCGUCUUUUCACGUCCUGUUUUUGAUACUUUCCGAACCAAACGGUCAUCUCUCUGGUGCGAUGAUGAAGGAAUCAGUGGAUGCAGAGAAAAAGAGGACUACAAAAGACAAGGGAAGACAAGUUAUUGAUUGGGAUAGAGCAACGUAGAAAGACAUUUAAAGACGUUUAGUGGACACUGAGACGGCUGAGACGCCAUGGAGCUCGUCCCCAAAACCAAAUACACGCCCUUCAGGAGCGACUCCUUCAGCUCAACAGACGAGACGGCGUCCAAUCCCUCCCUCCCUUCUUCUGCUCCUCUCACUCCUCUCACCCCUCCUGGCAUCCCUCCUUCUCUCUCCUCGUCUUCCCUCACCCCCAUCCUCCCUCCUUCGUCUCCGCGGCAGGCUGAGAACAGCCCCACCACCCUCUGCUCCUUCUUCCCCAAGAUGGGAGCCCUGCGGCUGGGCGUGUCUUCCACUCUGCUCCCAGGCCUGAAGGCCUCCAGCAGGCCGGCGAGCAUGCCAGGCGGUCAGGGAGGUUUGGGAGAGUCUCCGGAAGACACUAGGACCUCCGCCGCCAGCUCUUCUCUUCCUCCUCCUCUUCCUCUCCUUUCUCUAACAGCCCCAUCUCCUCCUCCUCGUCCCCCACAGGAUAUGAACCGGCUGGGCGUGGCCUCGCGGAGGGCCCGUGUGGAAGGGGGCCAGCUCGGCGGAGACGAGUGGACGCGGCACGGCUCCUUUGUCAACAAGCCCACCCGAGGUUGGCUGCACUCGGACAAUGUGGUCAGCACCAGCGGGGUCUCUUACUCUGUCAGGUAUAUGGGCUGCGUGGAGGUGCUGCAGUCAAUGAGAGCACUUGACUUCAACACCAGAACUCAGGUUACCAGGGAGGCAAUAUCAGUGGUGUGUGAGGCAGUACCAGGUGCCAAAGGAGCUCAGCGAAGAAGAAAGCCCUCCUCUCGUUGUCUCUCCUCCAUCUUAGGGAAGAGUAAUCUCCAGUUUGCUGGAAUGACAAUCAACCUCACCGUGUCGACCAGCAGUCUGAACCUACUGGCAGCCGACUGCAAACAGAUUAUCGCCAACCAUCACAUGCAGUCCAUCUCUUUUGCAUCAGGAGGAGAUCCAGACACAGCAGAGUAUGUUGCCUACGUUGCCAAAGACCCCGUCAAUCAAAGAGCAUGUCAUAUCCUGGAAUGCUCAGAGGGCUUGGCUCAGGAGGUCAUCAGCACCAUUGGUCAGGCUUUUGAACUGCGCUUUAAACAGUACCUGAAGAACCCCCCCAAACUGGUUACCCCUCAUGAUCGGAUGGCUCCUUUCGAUGGGUCAGCCUGGGAGGAAGAGGAAGAGGACAUGGCUCCACCCCCAGAGGUUCCGUAUUACAAUAACUUCCCGGGUAAACAGCCUCCUCCUGGAGGCCUGGUUGAUAUGAGAAACCGUCCUGGACACAGUACAGGAGCCACGCUGCCCUAUGGACAGCCCAGCCAGAAUGAUAUUCACAAGCAGCCUCUACCUCCUCUACCAGUGGGUGUUAAGGAGGGAGGCUUGUUUGAUGACCCCUCAUACGUCAAUGUGGAUAAACCCCGCCUCCCAGCUGGGGCGGCAGCAGCAGCCAAUGGAAAUGCUCAUAGAGAUGCGUUUGACAUGAAGCCAUUUGAUGCUGCUUUAGGGGUGUCAGGAGCAGUGGCGCCCCCUCUGGCAGAGCAGUUGCAGAACGAGCCCUGGUUCCACGGACCUCUAAGCCGCAGGCAGGCCGAAAGACUCCUGACCAAGGAUGGAGACUUCCUGGUGCGGGAGUCAGGCACCACACCAGGCCAGUACGUCCUCACAGGACAGCAGGGCAGCCAAGCCAAACACCUGCUUCUGGUGGAUCCUGAGGGAGUGGUGCGCACCAAAGAUCACCGCUUCGAGAGCGUCAGUCACUUGAUUAGCUAUCACAUGGACAACCGCCUGCCAAUCAUCUCAGCAGGAAGCGAGGUGUGUCUGCAGCAGCCAGUCGAUCGCCGAGCUUGAGAAAAAAGGCCGAUUUUUCUCCACCAUCCUUUUUAGAGAAAAAAAACUCCUCCCUUUCCCUCUCCCUUUUUUUUUUUUUUUUGCCAGACUCUUUUAGAGGAAGACUUUUUUUUCCAAAAUGGGAGCGUAAGCUAAUCAUAUCUUCACAGAAACACAGAAUUUGUUCCGCAUCAACCACCGGCCAUGAAAUUAAGGAGCGAUGCAAUCAUUCUACUUGAAAUAACCGAUUACAAAAACCCAAACGAUAAGGUGUCUGAAAGAGAAGCUGAAGCGUAAUGGAUAUGACAUCACUUCCCCAACACAAUACCAUGAAUUAAGACUGGGGUGCACCUGUAACCAUGGCAACAGCCCCAGGCGUUUUUAGAGUCGAGAGUUGAUGUGAAAGUACUAAAACUGCAGAACCUUUGUAGCACUCUAAAGAUUCACAUCUAGUGCAUUGGGCGAAAUCCAAAGACUUAAGCUUCAUAUCGAUCGUUCGUUUUGUUGUGGUCGGUUUUUAAAUCCUUGCAUUGCCGUGGUCUCAAGACUGUUUGAUGAAUAUGCAAAACUUUAAAGAGAAUACAGCACUCACACUCCCAUCACAGAUGUCACCGUCCACAUCAAAUAAAUAUCCUCCUUUCUAAUUCCUACCUGAAUUUCCAGUGUUCCUAUCAAGGGAUAACACUCAAAAUGCCUCUAUUUCUCACCCUCACAAAACCCAUAUAGAAUUCCGAACAUGAUCCCCUAGGAAAAAUUGGGAAUUUUGGCUUUUUUUGGGAACACCCCUGAACAUAAUGUGAAAGCUUUAGCAGCAAGGGAGCUGUGUGGAUUUUUCCUUAUGCAAUUAAGCAGACGCUGUGAGGAACUUAUGCUGUCCGUUAUGAGGUAUUACGAACUAGUAUGUGGAAAAAGGGAACAUUCCCUUUCUACAUAACAUAUAUCAGACUGGGAGAAAAGGGACGAAAAAAAAAAUAAUGAAGUGCAAUCUGUCAACAUGGAUGAGUAAGCCGGAAUAGGACUGAGGGACUGCGGUUUGAUAUCAAACAGUUUAAAGCCUAAAUAUGAUGUCAUUUUAACCAGGAAUUUAUAUAUUUGUUGCAAUGAUGUAUCUGGUUGAUCAGCUGACGACAUUAGCGUCCGGAUGGUUUUAUUCUGGGAAAUGGAGGUUCUGUUUUCCUUUGUCUUUUCCUCUAUUCGCAUUGACUAUCAAUUUUCACGUGUAUCGGAAGUUUCAGCUGCUUCAGUAUGUUUAGAGCCUUGUUACAAGAGAUGAUGUGUAUUGUGAAAUAUGCAUCUUUUUUUUUAAGGUUCACUGUAAUUACUCUGUAUUUGAAUAUUGCAAGUAUCCAUCCAGGAAGAGGAAGAGCACUCCAAACGAAAUCUGAACGUGUCUUUGCAGCCACAAGUGCAGUUUUUUUGUUGAAGCCACAAACAGGAAACCACUUUUUUCAUUGUUUGUUCUGAAAUUGAUUGUGCCUUUUUACCAAACACAGACACAACGAUAAAACACAGUCGCCUUUUGUGGUCCUAUGGGUAAUUAUGACACUUUCUUUUCUGAAAAAAAAAAAAAAA
This is a messenger RNA of Pimephales promelas (fathead minnow), 4779 nucleotides long. RefSeq names its product SHC (Src homology 2 domain containing) transforming protein 1 (gene shc1). The record is from RefSeq and is a predicted model, not a curated record. NCBI's taxonomy places the organism in Eukaryota, Metazoa, Chordata, Actinopteri, Cypriniformes, Leuciscidae. Gene Ontology annotation, biological process: intracellular signal transduction; cell surface receptor protein tyrosine kinase signaling pathway. Gene Ontology annotation, cellular component: plasma membrane. Gene Ontology annotation, molecular function: receptor tyrosine kinase binding.